Messenger RNA from Trichoderma virens Gv29-8, 852 nucleotides. RefSeq lists its product as uncharacterized. The transcript is spliced from 4 exons. The coding region runs from base 1 to 852 and encodes 283 amino acids. Gene Ontology annotation, molecular function: oxidoreductase activity, acting on the CH-OH group of donors, NAD or NADP as acceptor. The record is from RefSeq and is a predicted model, not a curated record. Lineage: Eukaryota; Fungi; Ascomycota; Sordariomycetes; Hypocreales; Hypocreaceae.
AUGGCUUUCAACAGAGUUCAGGCAACACUCACGCCCAAACCAACGCAGACGAUGCCCAAUUCUCAAGCAGGCGACAUGGCAAAGCUCAGAUUUAAAGUUGAGGGAAACGCAAUAAUCACAGGCGGAGCGGGUACACUCGGAAUAGCCGCAGCGCGAGCCCUCCUGGAGCAUGGAUUGACGGGUUUGAUGAUUUUUGAUCGAACUCUCGCCCAAGCAGAAUCUGAGAUCGAACAACUGAGAGUCGAAUAUCCAAGUGCCAAAAUCCUGAGUAAACAGGUCGAUAUUAUUGAUGAAGUUGCUGUAAGCAGUGCAGUCAUAGAUACUGCAGAACUUUUGGGAUCGGUAAAUAUCCUCCUUUGUUUUGCUGGUGUGGUAGGCUGUGUCCAUGCAGUUGAAAUAACUGCUGCUGAGUGGCGUAGAACACUUGAGAUCAACACAACGGGCUCUUUUCUAUGCGCCCAAGCGGUUGCAAAACAAAUCAUUUUGCAAGGUACAGGGGGAAGUAUUGUCUUCAUAGCCUCCAUCUCUGGCCAUAGAGUCAAUUUCCCCCAACCACAAGUUGCUUACAACACCAGCAAGGCAGCUGUUCUGGCCAUGAAAAACAGUUUAGCGGCUGAAUGGGCCAGAUAUGGAAUAAGAGUGAACUCCAUUUCUCCAGGCUAUAUGGACACCAUCCUCAAUGAAGGAGAUGGUAUCGCUGAUGCUCGAGCUGUCUGGGCAGACCGAAAUCCAAUGGGACGAAUGGGCCAGCCCAACGAGCUCACUGGCCUUGUCGUUCUUCUUGCAAGCAAUGCAAGCAGCUAUAUGAAUGGGACUGAUAUUAUCUGCGAUGGUGGCCAGGUCCUCUUAUAA